UUUCCGUUAUGAUUUUUAUUAUCGCCACGAUUAGUAUUGUGGCUGCGACGUACUAAUAUCAAUCUAUAUCAUAAACGAUCGGACCGCAGACGAAUUAGUUCUCCAAUACCUGUGUUAAUUGUUGUAACAAUUAUUAUGAGUUCUGACAUAAAACUUAUUGACUUUUUAGGCAAGAUGUCGGAGCAAUUUCUAGGUUGCAUGGUUUCAGUGAAGUGUAUCGAUGAUCUUGCCUAUCAAGGGAAAAUUAUUGAUUACAAUAAAAAUAGUUUGACUUUGGCAAAAGCGUUUUGUAAUGGCAUACCUCAUACCUCUUCGAUUGUUUUGAGUGUAAAAGAUAUACAGAAUCUCGAGAUUAUAUCAACCGAAGAAGUGGGUAAUGUGAAUGAUACGCACAGUAAAGUAAUUGUAAAAAGACCAAUUGCGAAGAGGGCCGGGCGAUCUAUUUCAGAGUGCGUUCCAAAUACGGUGCAAGCAGGAAGUUCUCAAGUGCAGGCAAAUUUCAAAAAGCCUGCAGAAACUAACCAGCAGCAAGUGGAACAGACACCCAAUGGGAAAAUACCUUCAACCGAGAAUAAUACGUCUAAUAAUAAAUCUGUCUCAAAAAGAUUAACUCAUAGACAAAGGGCGUUAGAGAGGGACGAGCAUACUUUUGGUACCCCGAUUGAUCAGUCCUUACAGCAGGACUUUGAUUUUGAAAAGAAUUUAGCAUUAUUCAAUAAAGAGGCUGUAUGGCAAGAAUAUUCGUUGAAACCGGAUAUCGUCAGACAGUCGGAAAAUAAUCGAGGCACUACAGCUAUCUACCGGCCCGAUGAAAAUAUUCUCGUGUCCGAGCCAACAGUACUCAGACAGAUUGUGGUGCCUUGUUGUGGUGAAAAAGAAUACGUUACAGAUAAUGGUCUUGUAAUUCCCAGCAUAACUCUUAGUCUCCAUCGGCAGUUAAUAGGUGCGGCAGAUAGAUUGGGAAUUAGUUGGGAACGCAGGGUGGAGCUUCUUGGUCGGGCCGGUGCUGAGCUUACUCUUCAGUUAUUAGGUGGGAGUCAUCGGUUGAAUCCAAACAAUGCACAUCAAUGGCCCACUGUGGUUGCGCUAUGUGGACCGCAUCGUUCUGGUGCUGCGGGUAUCAACUGCGCUCGGCAAUUAUCCAGUCAUGGCGUCAAGACGAUCGUAUUCGUGGAAAAUGCGGAAGAUGUGUUCCUCUUGCAGGAACUUUCGUUAUAUAAGCUAACGGAAAACAAGGUAGAGACCAAAGUCAGAAAUUUACCAUCAUUGGUCGAUUUGAUACUCGUAGCGCUUUGCGAUGAGGAUUCGCCCAGGAUAAUCACACCGAUAGCAAGGUGGGCAAACAGCAACCGUGCGCCCGUGCUCGCAAUCGAACCACCGGCAACAGGUACACCAGGUAUCCUCAGUAAAUUCAGCCUGUUGGGUGCCCUACCGCUGUCGCACAGUGUCGACAACGGCAGAUUGUAUUUGUGCAAUCUCGCGUUACCGAAUAAGGUGUACUCCGAUGUCGACAUUACGUACAAAUCGCCGUUCGGACCUAAAUUCGUAAUUCCUUUACAUUCCAAUAACUCUUAGCAAAUUUUUAGAGAUCACAUCGUGUCUCUUUGAAUAGACGCCUUCAUUUUAUCAUGCGCGAUUUGUAAACCUCGUAUACAGGGAAAUAUAUUUUACUUCCGAGGCCCACUGAGUAAUAGAGUUUAUAUACAUAUAGUUUGGCGUUUGAUAUAAACUUUUAGAUAAACUUUUAGAAAGAGAAAGAAAAAAAAGAGAACAUGAUGUAUUAUACUUUUCGCAUUAAUUGCAUGAUAUUUGUACAUGGAUGACACGAUGCGUACUGUUUCUGAUAUUAUAAUUUAGGGAACUAUAUUUUAAAAUCUUAAUUACACAUUAUGUGCGCUAUAAAGAAAAGUAGAUUUCGUCUGAUGCUGUGACGUCGUUUUAUUAAUGUCGAACACAUAAGAUAGAAGCACUAUUGCCUCAAUUAUAAACGACCUCUCCCAAGUAAAAGAUAUAUAGAGAUUACUUCUUUAAGGAUAGGAUUCCAUGUAUCAUAGCACAAUUUUGCAUUGAUGCAUAUAAAUAUAUUACUUAUGUAUUUGAUACAAUUGAGUGAAAGCUACGUUGCCUCACGCACGUAUCACUCAAACUACACAUUAUGCGUGUGUCUAUAGUUUAUAUUAAUAAAAUUUAUAUAUUAAUAAAUAAGAAAAAAUACACAAAAAAUAUAUCGCGAUGAAAUUCUUGUGAUUAGAAUCACUUACUAUUUCGAUAAAUUUAAAUGAUAAAUAUGCAUAGAACCAUUGUAAAGACGAUUAUUUGUUUGGCAUGGAAAACUUAUAGCUGAGAAACUAGCAGUAAGAAAAAUAAGUCGUGACUUAGACAGGAGAAAAAAAGCCUUUAUAUAUUUUUAAUAAUUUGUAACGUACUAUUUAUCAUUAGAAAUCCACGCGCAAGACGAACAGUUACUUAGCAUUUCUAUUUGGCUAAUUGACAAUUGUUUUAUAUUUAUGCACGUUUACAUUAUUAUUUCGUUCGGUAAGCUCCUGUAAUUUGUACGUGUACCGAAUAUCAAACUUAUAUCAAAUUCAUCACUUUAUAUUGUUUUACGUUCAUUACUUAUGUUCUGAUAGUGAUUAUGAAUGUGACAUAUAGUCAUACUGAAGUUAUCGCAACGUAUAUGCAAGAUAUCUGCAGCAUUGUAUAAAUCAUCUACAUUAAAAAUUUGAUUGUGUUCCUUUUUGUACCGAUUUUUUUUAACAGUUUAUAAUCACGUAAGGAAUGCUUUUGAUUAUUAUGAGUUUAUGGAAUGUAUCACUUAAUCUAAAAGUAUACCCAAUAUAAUAAUUUCUUGCACUUCCAAUAUUACAUGAAGGUUAGAUUAAAUA
Messenger RNA from Pogonomyrmex barbatus (red harvester ant), 2885 nucleotides. It is a transcript of the gene Edc3, whose product is annotated as enhancer of mRNA-decapping protein 3. Gene Ontology annotation, cellular component: P-body. Lineage: Eukaryota; Metazoa; Arthropoda; Insecta; Hymenoptera; Formicidae. Gene Ontology annotation, biological process: deadenylation-independent decapping of nuclear-transcribed mRNA; P-body assembly. The record is from RefSeq and is a predicted model, not a curated record. Gene Ontology annotation, molecular function: mRNA binding.